AUGGAAAGGGAGCGUAUGGCUCAAACACUUCCAUCUUUGACUGCACCGCAGUUGUCUUCCCAAAAUAGCCUGUGCUCUACGGCCUUAUAUGUGCAGGCCUGUGUGGUGUGCCUGAGGGGGCAUCAUGUAUCUAGGCCACACAAUACAGGCUGUGGGCUCACUGUUGCUGCUUACCAGCAGGCCUAUCACUGCCCCAGGGACGGGGCCUGUCUUUAUGUCUCGGGACAACACACCAUGCAUCUUAUUCAGCUCAACCGUGAGUGUCUCCUUCACCUUUUCUCCUUCCUGGACAAGGACAGCCGGAGGAGUUUGUCCCUCACCUGUCAUCAGUUGCGUGAGGUCUUUCUGGACCCCUGCCUCUGGAAUCUACUCCACUUCAGCUCCCCCUGUCAGCUUAGAAAGGACAACUUUGUGCUGGGACCCUCACUUCGUUACUUAACUAUUAGGUGGUACUCCAGCAUGGUCCUGCAAGUGUGCAACAUCGAGGACUGGGUGAAGAGCUCGUUUCAGAAGGACAUCUGCAGUAAACACGAAAGCCUGGUCAGCAAGUUCCUGGUCCAGGUCUGCCAUGGGUGCCCCAACUUGCUGUCACUAACCCUGUCUGGCUGUGGACACAUCACUGACCAGGAUGUGAUUUCUGUGCUGCAGUGCUGCAGGAAACUGCGCUACCUCCACCUUGAGAACUGCGUCCGCAUUACCAACUGCAGCCUGGAGGGUGUGGUGGCUCACGGAGACAAUCUGGAGGAGGUGAAGGUGGACUUCUGUAGGAAUAUCACUCAGACGGGGCUGCAGCACUGUAAGGAGAUGAAGCCAGCCCUCCAGCUGACUGCAGAGAGGAGUGCUGAUAUGAUCCCUGAAGAAGCUGAGGAGAGGGUGCCAAUCAGGAGGACACUGCAGAAACUCCUGCAGAAUUCCUAA
Molecule: messenger RNA, 918 nt
Organism: Archocentrus centrarchus (flier cichlid)
Lineage: Eukaryota; Metazoa; Chordata; Actinopteri; Cichliformes; Cichlidae
Gene: fbxl22
Product: F-box and leucine-rich repeat protein 22
Cellular component (GO): cytoplasm
Molecular function (GO): protein binding
Source: RefSeq, a predicted model, not a curated record